Molecule: messenger RNA, 935 nt
Organism: Jatropha curcas
Lineage: Eukaryota; Viridiplantae; Streptophyta; Magnoliopsida; Malpighiales; Euphorbiaceae
Molecular function (GO): calcium ion binding
Source: RefSeq, a predicted model, not a curated record
AAGCUGACGAAAAGUGUCAAUACUAGACCAUUUCAAUAUUCAUUCACAUCUACUGUUUCUUUCACUCUUCUCUUUUCUCCACUUUCUCACAAAAAGCUAUGCUUCAUUCUUUCACUACCUGCCUUAGCUCUCUGCGGAGGAGAGUCAUCGCCAAACUUACUAAACACAAGAGAAAUCUCUCUUCUUCUACUUUCGAUUUUUCAGAUACUCCAUCUUUUGCCUCCAUGGAAAUUCCUAACCAGUUCAAACAAGUUUUCAAUCUCAUCGACGCAAAUGGAGAUGGCAAAAUAUCUUCUUAUGAUCUGAUUGAAUUGCUACUCUGCCUUGGCUGUGACAAAUCUAAAGCGAAAGCCGAAGCUGAAGGUAUGGUGAAAGAAUUGGAUCGUAAUGGAGAUGGAUUUGUGGAUUUCGAUGAGUUUUUUUAUAUUUUGAAUAAUUAUGACGAGGAAGAUUAUCUUAUGGACGCGUUUAUGAUAUUUGAUGCUGAUAAAAAUGGACUAAUUUCUGCUAAAGAGUUGCAGAAAGUUUUAAGCAGGCUAGGAUUUGAGAAAUGUAGCCUCAAAGAGUGUAGGAUUAUGAUAAAAGGUGUUGAUAAGGAUGGUGACGGCUUUGUCGAUUUUGAAGAAUUCCGAUCAAUGAUGACUGCUAAUUGGGAGCUAAAAGAUAAUUAGAGGUUCAAUUCAACAAAAUUACCAAAUUCACUCAGGUCUCAAUGUAAUUAUGUUUGUUUAAAUUAUAUGUACAAUUUCUUGUAAAUAUGAAAGCUACUAAACCAAAUCUCUGUUAUCUUUGCUUCCAGUCACUUGCUUUUCUAGGUAGACAAGUUGCAGUUACUUCAAAAGAAGUAAAACUUGUAAAUUCAUAUCUGCAUAAAAAGAAAAUAAAAAGAAGAAGAAGAAGAAGAAGCUAGUCCAGUAGUUUUUUCUUUUAAUUAA